CUUCCGGGAGUGGUUUUAUCAUUAUAAGUAGUAGAACCUUGUUUUUUUGGAACGGAACGGAACCAGUUUCUUUUCAAUUAGGAACGGAACGAACCUUGUAGAUUCGCUGCACCUACUUCAACGAGAAAUUUAAAUAAUUUUUUAUUACUGGCUCAGCUAGCAGAACAGUCAUCAGCUUCCCAGUAUAUAUUAACGGAACGAAUAUAUUAGGAACGGAACGAACCUAGCAGGUACGGAACGAAAUACACUUAACUAAUAAUAAGUGUAGUGUAGUAUUUCGUUUUUACUGCACCGGAUGAGGCAGUGUGUAGCUCGGGCCGUAUUCUAACGGGCGUCUUAGUGCUUUCAAUCGUUUUACGGUGUCCGUUGAGCCAGUUUCUUGUCGCUUGGUGUACUUAUUCGGAGUGCCUUUCUGUGUAUGUGUGUUUAUAUUCAAUGCAAGAUGUCCUCCAGAACUAUUCUGCUACUAAGCGUGCUGUUGACGGGAUACCUCAGCUGGAGCUUAGCUCAACCGGGCUCUGUAUAUGAGCUGCUUUGCAGGUUUAGACAAGCAGUAGAAAACACAAACGAGUGUAAAUUUGGAUUUUUUACUAACAUCUGCAAGAAGCAAGAUUGCUACCGGGGUCCGGGAGAAGUGUGCGGUGACACUCUGGCCGCCUCCCUGCGCGACGGCCAGUGUGUUUCUGGGUUGGUAUGCUGCAACGGUAAAUGCAAUGGUUGUAUCAACGGCAUCUGUAACAGUGAACUGUGUCAGCCGUCUCCCAUUUCGUUGCGUUCCCAUCCUCAUACGAUGGAACGACGCAUGGACCCACUGUACACGGUCUUCGAUUACUACAAUGACGAGGAAUUCGAUUACAACAACAAUGUGUAAUCCUCGAUGUGGAAGGAUGAUUGUCUUCGCUCAUCGUAUGUUUUGCAUCCCGCCCGCAUAAUAUCAUAAGAAAGAAAACUAAUUGCUUGUCACAGCUAAAAGAGUUUGCACUCCAAACGGUGUACUCAAUACCGUUCCAGCAGUGUGCUUUUGCUAAUAUGGAAUAGAAAAUUAGCCUACAAUAAAGUUACAUCUACAGCCCAGUGAA
Anopheles funestus (African malaria mosquito) is the source of this 1079-nucleotide messenger RNA. RefSeq lists its product as uncharacterized. The coding region runs from base 419 to 871 and encodes 150 amino acids. The transcript is spliced from 3 exons. Lineage: Eukaryota; Metazoa; Arthropoda; Insecta; Diptera; Culicidae. The record is from RefSeq and is a predicted model, not a curated record.